CAGCCCGGGCAGAGAAGGAAGAGCCAGGUCCUUCCUGUAGCUGCUGGUCACCGGCCGGCUCGGAGUCCCCGCGUGGCCGCGCUCCCGGUGCUCGGCCGCUCAGCUCCGCCCGCAGCGCCCCGCCAUGCGCGCCCUCCUGCCGCUCGCCCUGCGCCGCCUCGCCCGCCCGCCGCGGCCCCGGGUGGCCUGUCGCGCCUGCAGCGGUGGCGGCGGCGGGGGUGACGGGGGCGGCGGGCAGGGCCUGCGCGGGCGGCGGCGGCUGCAGGACGGCCAGGCCAAGCUCAGCCGCGGCGCGGGCAGCCAGGCGCCCCCGGUGCGGGACUCCAUCGUGCGAGAUGUGAUUCAGAAUUCCAAGGAAGUUCUGAGCUUGCUGCAAGAGAAGAACCCUGCCUUCAAGCCAGUUCUGGCAAUCAUUCAGGCCGGCGAGGAUAACCUGAUGCAGGAAAUUAACCAGAAAUUGGCAGAAGAGGCCGGCCUGGACAUCACUCACAUCUGCCUGCCGGCCCAGAGCAGUAAGGAUGAGAUUAUAGAUGAGAUCUUGAAGAUCAACGAAGACCCCCGGGUCCACGGCCUUGCUCUGCAGGUCUCUGAGGACGCAUUCAGCAACAAAGUCCUCAAUGCCUUGAGACCAGAGAAAGACGUGGAUGGGGUGACAGAUGUCAACCUGGGGAAGCUGGUGCGGGGCGACGCCCAGGAAUGCUUUGUGUCACCGGUGGCCAGAGCUGUCAUUGAGCUUCUGGAAAAAUCAGGGGUUGACUUGGCUGGCAAGAAGGUCCUGGUGCUCGGUGCCCAUGGUUCUCUGGAGGCCGCCCUGCAGUGCCUGUUCCAGAGAAGCGGGUCCAUGACCAUGUGCUCCAUGUGGGACGCAGCUCAGCUCCAAGGCAAGCUUCAAGAGGCUGACAUUGUGGUCUUGGGCUCAGCCAAGCCAGACGAGGUUCCCUUGACUUGGAUACAGCCAGGAACCAUUGUGCUUAACUGUUCCCAUGACUUCCUAUCGGGGAAGCUUGGAUGUGGCACUCCAGGGGUGAAUUUCAGCAGUCUCUUUGCAGAAGAUGAUGUUAGUCUUCUAGCUGCAGCUCUGCGGAUUCAGAAUAUGGUCAGCAGUGGUCGGAGGUGGCUUCGAGAACAGCAGCAUUCCCGGUGGAGACUCCACUGUCUGAAGCUUCAGCCUCUGUCCCCCGUUCCCAGCGAUAUCGAAAUUUCCAGAGCCCAGACACCCAAAGCCGUGGAUGUCCUUGCCAAGGAGAUCGGGUUGCUCGCAGAUGAAAUUGAGAUGUACGGCAGGAGCAAAGCCAAAGUCCGUCUGUCCCUGCUGGAAAGACUGAAGGACCAAGCAGAUGGGAAAUACGUCAUCGUAGCCGGGAUCACACCCACCCCCCUUGGAGAAGGGAAAAGCACUGUCACCAUUGGGCUGGUGCAGGCGCUCACCGCUCACUUGAAUGUCAACUCCUUCGCCUGUCUGCGGCAGCCUUCCCAAGGACCCACCUUUGGCGUUAAAGGUGGAGCUGCGGGGGGCGGCUAUGCCCAGGUCAUCCCCAUGGAGGAGUUUAACCUCCACCUGACUGGGGAUAUUCAUGCCAUCACAGCUGCCAAUAACUUGCUAGCUGCCGCCAUUGACACAAGGAUUUUCCAUGAAAACACUCAGACAGAUAAGGCGCUGUAUAAUCGGCUGGUUCCUUUAGUGAAUGGGGUUCGAGAAUUUUCAGAAAUUCAACUUGCCCGGUUGAAAAAACUGGGAAUAAAUAAGACAGACCCAAGCGCUCUGACCGAAGAGGAGAUAAGGAGAUUCUCUCGCCUUGACAUUGACCCCUCCACCAUCACAUGGCAGAGAGUGUUGGACACCAAUGACCGGUUCCUGCGGAAAAUGACGAUCGGCCAGGCGAGCACGGAGAAGGGCUAUUCUCGAGAGGCACAGUUCGACAUUGCCGUGGCCAGCGAGAUCAUGGCGGUGCUGGCUUUGACCGACAGCCUCCAGGACAUGAAGACACGGUUGGGCAGGAUGGUGGUGGCCAGUGACAAGCAUGGGCAGCCCGUGACGGCGGAAGACCUGGGGGUGACAGGUGCUUUGACUGUGCUGAUGAAAGAUGCAAUAAAACCGAAUCUGAUGCAGACGCUAGAAGGCACUCCUGUGUUCGUGCAUGCGGGCCCCUUCGCGAACAUCGCCCAUGGCAACUCCUCUGUGCUGGCUGAUAAAAUCGCCCUGAAGCUUGUUGGAGAAGAAGGGUUUGUAGUCACGGAAGCCGGCUUUGGCGCCGACAUCGGCAUGGAGAAGUUCUUCAAUAUCAAGUGCAGAGCCUCCGGCUUGGUGCCCAACGUCGUGGUGCUGGUGGCCACGGUGCGUGCGCUGAAGAUGCACGGAGGCGGCCCCAGCGUUACUGCUGGCGUUCCUCUGAAGAAAGAAUAUACAGAAGAGAACAUCCCGCUGGUGGCAGACGGCUGCUGUAACCUGCAGAAGCAGAUUCAGAUCGCCCAGCUUUUUGGAGUUCCUGUUGUUGUGGCCCUGAAUGUCUUCAAGACGGACACCCGCGCCGAGAUCGACCUGGUGUGUGAGCUGGCCAAGCGUGCGGGCGCAUUUGAUGCUGUGCCCUGCUACCACUGGUCCAUGGGUGGCAAGGGCUCUGUGGACCUGGCCUGGGCCGUGAGAGAAGCUGCCAAUAAGAGAAGCCGCUUCCAGUUCCUGUAUGAUGUGGAGCUUCCGAUUGUGGAGAAGAUAAGAACCAUUGCCCAGACGGUUUAUGGAGCCAAAGAUAUUGAACUCUCUCCAGAAGCACAAAUCAAAAUAGACCGAUACACUCAGCAGGGCUUUGGGAACCUGCCCAUUUGCAUGGCAAAGACCCACCUGUCUCUGUCUCACCAGCCCGAUAAGAAAGGGGUCCCCCGGGAUUUCAUUUUACCCAUCAGCGACGUGCGGGCCAGCAUAGGCGCCGGCUUCAUUUACCCCCUGGUUGGAACGAUGAGCACCAUGCCCGGCCUGCCCACCCGACCUUGCUUUUACGACAUUGACCUGGACACGGAAACGGAGCAGAUAAAAGGCUUGUUCUAGAAGACGGAGGCUUCCACAUGGCCCAGCUCAGGACCUGAGACACAGACUACUCCCUCCCUUGCCUUUUUGCUGCAUCUGAAGAGUAAAACCAACUUGAAAUUAGCUUCUUACGAAACACUGGCGACAUGGUAAAAUAGACCAAAGAUUUAUUCUUCCUUCAAGAGGGAAUUCUGUUUGCCGUCGAGAUAAGAAGCAUAUUCAGCUCAAGACCCUCCAACAAGCUGGAAAGAAACUAAUUUAUUUUCUGUGUCUACGGUGUUUACAUUAUUCCGGUGGCUCACA
Erinaceus europaeus (western European hedgehog) is the source of this 3325-nucleotide messenger RNA. RefSeq names its product methylenetetrahydrofolate dehydrogenase (NADP+ dependent) 1 like (gene MTHFD1L). Gene Ontology annotation, cellular component: mitochondrion; cytosol. NCBI's taxonomy places the organism in Eukaryota, Metazoa, Chordata, Mammalia, Eulipotyphla, Erinaceidae. The transcript is spliced from 28 exons. The record is from RefSeq and is a predicted model, not a curated record. The coding region runs from base 125 to 3043 and encodes 972 amino acids. Gene Ontology annotation, biological process: tetrahydrofolate interconversion. Gene Ontology annotation, molecular function: methylenetetrahydrofolate dehydrogenase (NADP+) activity; formate-tetrahydrofolate ligase activity; ATP binding.